GAGGCGGAGCGGAUCCGGCGCUGCGGUGCGGCCCAGAGACCCGGCCGGCAGGCGCUCCGCCUCCCCGAGCCGCAGGGCCCCGACGGCUCUCCCGCUGCCCCAGGACAGGUGCAUGGCGCCCGGGGGAACGCGCUGAGCGGGUCGCGGCGCCGCGGACGGCACCAUGGCCCUGGAGCGGGCGCUGCAGGCAGCGCGGCAGGGCGACCUGGACGUGCUGAAGUCCCUGCACGCCGCCGGCCUGCUCAAGCCCUCGCUGCGGGACCCGCUGGACGCGCUGCCGGUGCACCACGCCGCCCGCGCGGGCAAGCUGCACUGUCUGCGCUUCCUGGUGGAGGAGGCCGCCCUGCCCGCCACGGCCCGCGCGCGCAACGGCGCCACGCCGGCCCACGACGCUGCCGCCACUGGCCACCUCGCCUGCCUGCAGUGGCUGCUCUCGCAGGGUGGCUGUGGAGUGCAGGACAAAGACAAUUCUGGUGCCACAGUCCUGCACCUGGCUGCCCGCUUUGGCCACCCUGAGUUGGUGGACUGGCUGCUGCAUCAUGGCGGUGGGGAUCCCACCGUGGCCACAGAAGCAGGCGCCCUGCCUGUCCACUACGCUGCCGCCAAAGGAGACUUCCCCUCCCUGAGGCUUCUCAUCAGGCACCAUCCCGGGGGAGUGACUGCCCAAACCAAGACCGGUGCCACGCCCCUGUACCUGGCGUGCCAGGAGGGCCACCUGGAGGUGACGCAGUACCUGGUGCAGGAAUGCGGCGCGGACCCGCACGCGAGGGCCCAGGACGGCAUGACCCCGCUGCACGCCGCGGCGCAGAUGGGCCACAGCCCGGUCAUCGUGUGGCUGGUGAGCUGCACCGACGUGAGCCUGUCGGAGCGGGACAAGGACGGCGCCACGGCCAUGCACUUCGCGGCGAGCCGCGGCCACGCCAAAGUGCUCAGCUGGCUCCUGCUGCACGGCGGCGAGAUCUCCACCGACCUGUGGGGCGGGACCCCGCUGCACGACGCCGCGGAAAACGGGGAGCUGGAGUGCUGCCAGAUCCUGGUAGUGAACGGCGCGGAGCUGGACGUCCGCGACCGCGACGGAUAUACGGCCGCCGAGCUCUCGGACUACAAUGGCCACAGCCGUUGCACCCGCUACCUGCGCACCGUGGAGAGCCUGAGUGUGGAGCACCGUGUCCUGUCCCGGGAUCCGUCUGCUGACCUGGAGGCCAAGCAGCCCGACUCUGGCAUGUCUUCACCCAAUACCACCAUGUCCGUCCAGCCACUGAACCCUGACCUCAGCUCGCCCACCAGCACCCUCUCCAACUACGACUCCUGCUCCUCCAGCCACUCCAGCAUCAAGGACCAGCGCCGCCCACGCCGGCUUCCCAGCUCAAGAGCUGCAGACAUAGAAAAGUACAUAGACAAGCUGAGCCCGCAGCUGGGCCGGCCCCGGGGCAAGACGGAGAGAACCACACCCCUGCCACCACCGCCCAGCUUCCCUCCGCCGCCCCCGCCCCCGAACACCCAACUGCCCCCACCCCCACCAGGCUACCCAGCUCCCCAGCCCCCCGCGGGACCACAGGCUGCUGACAUCUACCUGCAGACCAAGAGCAAACUCCGUCACGUGGAGACAGAGGCCCUCAAGAAGGAGCUGGGCUCCCGCGACGGCCACGACGGGCUGAGGAGGCAGGACUCCGGCCGCAAGCCCCGCGCCUUCAGCAAGCAGCCCAGCACGGGGGACUACUACCGGCAGCUGGGCCGCUGCCCCGGGGAGCCGCCGACCUCGGGCCCGGGCAUGGCGCACAGCGAGGAGGCGGCGCUGCUCCCCGGGAACCACGUGCACAACGGCUGCGCCACGGACUCCAAGGCGUCCAGGGAGCUGCCCCCGCCGCCGCCGCCGCCCCCGCCGCCGCCGCCCCUGCGGGAGGCCCUGAGAUCGCCGCCGCCGGCUCCGCCUCUGCCCUUCGAGGGCGCUGGCCCUAGCUGCGGGCAGCGUCGCUCCUCCUCGUCCACUGGCAGCACCAAGUCUUUCAACAUGAUGUCCCCGACGGGUGACAACUCCGAGCUACUGGCUGAGAUCAAGGCGGGCAAGAGUCUGAAGCCAACGCCGCAGAGCAAGGGACUGACCACUGUGUUCUCGGGCUGCGGGCAGCCGAUCUCCCAGUCCGACUCGCCGCUGCCUCCGGCGUCGCCGGCGCCUUCACGGGCCCGCAGCCCCACCCCGCCCUCCGCGGGGCCCCAGCCUCUGCUCAACGGCAGCGUGGCGCCGGCACCGCCCACCACCCCGGCACCCGGCGUGCAGCUCGACGUGGAGGCUCUCAUCCCCACGCACGACGAGCAGGGCCGGCCCAUCCCGGAGUGGAAGCGGCAGGUGAUGGUGCGGAAACUGCAGCUGAAGAUGCAGGAGGAGGAGGAGCAGAGACGGAAGCUGACCGCCGCCAGCUCGUGCUGCUACCCCCGCGAGGGCUGGAGGUACUCCAGCGCGCACAACGCCAUCCUCGGGCCCUUCGGCGAGCUCAUGACCGAAGCCGACAUCCUUCGCAUCGAGCAGCAAAUCGAGAACCUGCAGGUGCUGCACAAGGCGCAGAAGCUGGAGGCGCGCCUGGAGCAGCUGGAGCUGGAGCUGGAGCAGCUGCUGCCCAUCUCGGCCGCCCUUUCGGCGCCGCGCUUCACCGUCGACCCGCGCCGCAUGCACGGCCGCGCCGCCAGCCUGCCCGCCUGGUGCAGCAAGAUCUCCACGCUGCUCAAGAGCAUGGCCACGCUGCUGGCCGCGCUGGGCGGCCGGCCCGCGCACCUGGCGGAGCUGCUGGCUGCCGACACGGGCCAGCCGCUGGCCCCGCUGCCCGACGCGCCCUGGCGGCCGGGCCCGCUCUGCCUGGGCCGCUCGCACUCGCUGAGCUGGUGCCGCGAGGCCGUGGCGCGCGAGAUCCUAGAGUGCGGCGUCUCCGUGCAGCACCUCCGCGCCGUCUACGAACUGCGCGCCCAGGGCUCGGCGCCCGCGCGCGACUCGCGCAGCAAGCCCUCGCUCCCCGCCGGCGCCUCCGGCCGAGAGCCCAUCCUCGAGGAGGACUACGUGGCGACCGGCGCCGGGGAGCCGGGCGCCCCCGCCAACAACGGCUUGCAGGCCGCGGGGGACUCCCUGGGAGCCCUGGGCCCGCCUGACGCUCCCGGCCACCAGGCGGCGAUGCCGGAUCCCGAGCCCGAGCCGCCCGCACGCCGGCCGCCGCUGACCCCCGAGCUGCGCGGCGUCCAAGACUACAUAGAUAUGCGCAAGGAGCGCAUCGUCUACCUCUUCCUGGAGCACUGGCGCAAGUGGACCUUCCGCGGCCCCGGGCGCCACGCCCAGGCGCGCCUACGCAGACUGCUGCCCCGAGUGGUGGCCGCCGGCGCGCGCCCGGCCCCCGACGCCACCAACGACCCCCAGCCACCGGCCGCCGACGGCCCCGACGGACGGCUGCUGCGCCUGCUCAAGCAGCGGCAGGUGGUGGACAAGCUGCUGGGCCACUGGCGGAGCCUGCUGCGGCAGGUGCCCGCCUGCCCGCCGGGCUCGGGCCUGGCGCACGGCCUGUACUGGCCCGAGCACUUCCUGCCGCCCCUCGACGGCGGCGCGCCCCGGCGCUACGAUAGCCUCACGCUCGACCUCUUCAUGCUCGGCUACUUCCAGCUGCUCGAGAUGGGCCUGAGCCGUGAGGAGCGCAAGUUCCGCCACCUACUGUGCUACGAGAUGUUUGACCGGCUGGGCAGCCACCCGUGGGAGCUCAUCCGCCUCUUCCACCGCGUGGUGCUCGAGGAGGUGGAGGCUGGCCGGCGCAGCUGGAGCGACGGCUUUGAGGACCUCAGGCGCCGGUUCUUUGGAGACAGCCCGGAGGCCGAGCCAGCCCCGGAAGAUGAGGAGGCCGAGAAGGAGCAAGAGGAGGAGAAAAGAGAAGAGGAGGAGAGCGAGCCGGCGGAAAAGAUCGCUUCGGCUCAGAGGGUGGACUGGCCAGAGGGGCAGCCCGAAGCCCCAGCCCCUGCGCAGCAGUGCCCCACCCCACCCCCGCCGGCUGCGCCGCCUCCCACAUGGGACCCUCCUAGUUCCGAAGCCCCCACGGAAGAUCCCCUGGAGCUGGUGUCUGAGAUGGGCGAGUUCAGCAACGAGGACAUCUGCCGCUACAUAGAUCGCAGCUUCUCCUUCUGGAAAGAGAAGGAGUCAGAGCUCUUUGAUAUCUGAGCAGAAUUUGGAAUUUCCCCUCCAGCACCUUCACCAGGGCCUGGAUGCCUGUCUGAUGCCCUCUGGAGGCCAAAAGCCGGCAGGAAGAACCCAGAAGCCAGCUUGGUGGCCUUGGAGAACCCAGAGUGCCCAGGAGGACCAGGCUGCCUCGGCCUUUGAAACCCCAGCGUGGCCAGAUGUGGGGCAGUGGCCAGAACGGGCAGGGCGGGGCACAGGGCAAACCCGGUGUUCCCCUCUGGCCCUACAGUCUUGCCUGGCUCUGUGUUGGAGCCAGGUGGAAGAAGCCGCCCCCGAGGGACCGUGGGUCCCCCUUGGGGCAGUGGGGCUCUCCUCUCUCUGGUUUUUCACUGAAUCCACAGCUACUUCUUUGAGGUCAUGUAGCGACGUGUGUAAUGUUCCAUGUGACAUGUUCUCCUGUGUAAACGCCCAAGUAAUAAAACUCUUUGCUG
Lutra lutra (Eurasian river otter) is the source of this 4635-nucleotide messenger RNA. RefSeq names its product espin (gene ESPN). NCBI's taxonomy places the organism in Eukaryota, Metazoa, Chordata, Mammalia, Carnivora, Mustelidae. The transcript has 12 exons. Gene Ontology annotation, biological process: actin filament bundle assembly. The record is from RefSeq and is a predicted model, not a curated record. Gene Ontology annotation, molecular function: actin filament binding. Gene Ontology annotation, cellular component: cytoplasm. Bases 164 to 4186 code for a protein of 1340 amino acids.